CCCGGUCCAUGCAUGUGCGCCCCGGAGGCCCUCCGCGAGCUCUUCCGCAGGCUCCCGGAGCUCCAGCUGUGGGCCAGGGCGGGGGCGGCGGGGGGAAGGCGCCUGGCCUGGGCCGUGCUCGGCAUGCUCCCUUCCACCGCCUCCGCCCACCGCCCGGAGCAGCAGCAGCCGCCUCCUCCGCCGAGGGCCUUCCCCGAGGAGCAGUUUGUGGCCGUUUGCCGCGAGUUGGGCCGCUCCAGCGAGGGCCCCGAGGCCUCCUGGCAGCUCAUGGCCGAGUCCCUGGGCUUCAGCAUCUACCGCCUCCGAGACGAGAAAUCUGGACUAUAUGAAUAUAAAGUCUAUGGAACGCUUGAUGAUUGUCCCCCAGAGUUAUGUGCUGAUGUUUACAUGGAUUUAGACUACAGAAUAAAUUGGGACCAGUUUCUUAAAGAACUGUGUGAGAAAACGCAGGAUGGCAGAACAGUGAUCUACUGGGAAGUGAAGUUUCCUUUCCCCUUGACAAAUAGAGAUUACGUUUUUAUUCGUGAACGUCAAGAUAUGGAAGUUGAUGGGAAGAUGAUCUAUGUUGUAUUGGCUAAAAGUGUGAAUUCUUCUAAAUUCCCAGAAAAGCCUGGGAUUGUUAGAGUAAAGAAUUAUAGACAAAGUGUGGCCUUUCAAAGUGAUGGCAAGAAAGGGUCCAAAGUUUUCAUGUCCUACUUUGAUGAUCCUGGUGGCAAGCUUCCUUCCUGGAUGGUCAACUGGACAACCAAGACUGGUGUGCCGAACUUCUUGAAAGACAUGCAAAAAGCUUGCCAUACCUAUCAGAAGAGAAAAAAGUCAAUGGUUUAAAAGUGUAUUUUCCAAAGUUGGGCACUUGAAUGGAUCAUCGGCUAUGACACAUCACUGACUAACAUCUGCAUUCUGGGAUGGUAAUCAUGAGCCAUGUACGUUCCCGGGCAUAUGAAAUGGAACAUAUUAAACUUUUAUUUCAUUUUCCA
Molecule: messenger RNA, 977 nt
Organism: Sceloporus undulatus (fence lizard)
Lineage: Eukaryota; Metazoa; Chordata; Lepidosauria; Squamata; Phrynosomatidae
Gene: PCTP
Product: phosphatidylcholine transfer protein
Exons: 6
Coding region: 13-828 (271 amino acids)
Molecular function (GO): phosphatidylcholine binding; phosphatidylcholine intramembrane carrier activity
Source: RefSeq, a predicted model, not a curated record